This is a messenger RNA of Colossoma macropomum (tambaqui), 656 nucleotides long. RefSeq names its product plac8 onzin related protein 2 (gene ponzr2). Lineage: Eukaryota; Metazoa; Chordata; Actinopteri; Characiformes; Serrasalmidae. The transcript is spliced from 4 exons. The record is from RefSeq and is a predicted model, not a curated record. Bases 120 to 503 code for a protein of 127 amino acids.
GCUGUGUUCUGGUCAGACAGGUUGAGGUGGAUUUUUUUGACCACUCAGUAUAAAGCUGAGAUUUUGUAUGAGCCGUCAGUCUAAAUCAGGCGCUGAUCUUCUGUCGCUCAGCUGCAGCCAUGACGACUAAAGUGGUCAUCACUCAGCCGGUGGUGCUGGACUCCAGAGAUUCUGACGAGUGGGGCUCCGGGAUCUGCGACUGCUGCGACGACGUCCCAGAGUGUUGUUUUGCGUAUUUCUGCUGCCCGUGUUUCGCCUGCGUCAAAACGAAAGAGUAUGGACAGUGUUUGUGUCUCCCCCUGUUGGACAUAUUUGGUAUCGUCCCACCGGCCACACUAGCAAUGAGGGUCUCUAUGCGCCACCGCUACGGCAUUAAGGGCUCCAUCUGUAACGACUGUUUGAUCGCCACGUUCUGCGUCAGCUGUGUCUGGUGUCAGAUGUCUCGAGAGAUGAAGAGGCGGUCUAUUCCCAUCGCCCUCGUCAACGCCAGGCCGACGAUCUAGCAGCAUACUGCGCAUAACUUACCGAUGAGUGUACAGCAGUCUAUUAUCUAAUGAGAAAUAUAUGAAUCGUUGAGCUUCUUUGAUAGUGAAAGUAUUUUUGUCUUGAAAUGUCUUCAUCUUCAAUGUGUUCGAUUAACAUGUUGCACAUUGUAU